AUGGAGGAAGAGGAAGGACAGGGAGACAGACGAGUAACGAGGAGUAAUGGGGAUCGAGAGGAGCGGAUCGUUUACAGUGUGGAGGACACUCCCCCUCCCCUUCUCACUUUCGUAUUUGCAUUGCAGCAAGCUAUUCUGGCUUUGGGAAGCACACUGUCUAUUCCCUUCAUUUUAACCAUUCAGCUAUGUGCCAGCACAAACUCUGACGCUCGCGCCCAGCUCCUGUGUAUUUCCAUGUUUAUGUGUGGCGUGGCGACCCUUCUACAAACAACGUUCGGUGUCAGACUAGGGAUCAUACAGGGUGGAUCCCACAAUUUUAUCGCCCCAAUUAUAGCUAUGAUGGCGCUAGACAAAUGGAAGUGCACAGAGCAAGAGCUAAAUGUUGACGAAUUGAAUUACAAUUCCACAAUCAUCGACAGAGACGACAUUUGGCAGAAAAGAAUGCGCGAGAUUCAAGGCAAUUUGAUGUUGGCCUCUGUUAUUCAGCUUGUCUUGGGAUGUACCGGCCUGAUGGGGUUUUUCCUUAAGUUCAUUGGCCCCCUCACCAUAGCUCCUACUAUUUCUUUGAUAGGCCUUUCUCUAACAGGUGUAGCAGCCGAUAUCAACAAGUACCACUGGGGAAUAGCCAUGCUAACGUUGGUGCUGAUUGCAGUAUUCAGUUUAUACCUGGGCCGCCUCAAAAUUCCUUUACCAAGUUUUUCAAAAGCCAAAAAAUGCCACAUAACAAGAUACCCAAUCUUCCAGCUUAUGCCAGUGAUUCUCAGUGUCGCCAUCUGUUGGCUGCUUAGUUAUAUUCUUACAGUCACGGACGUCCUUCCUCCAAAAAUUGUCAUCCAAAACAAAUCCAGCACCAAUCUCGCGCGUACAGACGCCAGGCUAGACGUACUCAAAACCAUGCCGUGGUUCUAUUUCCCAUAUCCAUUUCAGUUCGGCAUACCCACGGCUUCGGUGGCAGGAUUUGCAGGAAUGCUUGCCGCCACUAUAUCAUCUAUUAUCGAGUCCGUGGGAGAUUAUUUUGCCGCCGCUCGGCUGUCAAAUGCCGAGGCACCACCGCCUCAUGCAGUCAACCGUGGAAUAGCCACUGAAGGAUUUGCUAGCAUCAUUUCCGGUAUGGUUGGAGCAGGGCAUCCUACCACUUCAUACAGUGGAAAUAUUGGAGCUAUUGGAAUAACAAAGGUUGCGAGUAGGCGUGUUUUUCAAGUGGCUGGGAUUGUCCUUCUCCUGAGUGGCAUUAUCGGUAAAUUCGGGGCGGUACUGACACUGAUCCCAGAUCCCAUUAUAGGUGGGACUCUGACGGUAGUGUUUGGGAUGGUGGGAGCAGUUGGGAUUUCCGUGCUUCAGUUUAUGGACAUGUCAUCUACCAGAAAUCUGACAAUUCUAGCUUUGUCGAUGAUACUGGGUCUGAUGAUCCCGCAGUGGUUACUUCAGAACCCAAAGUCUAUUAAUACUGGAAGUGACGAUCUUGACCAGGUCCUGGAGGUCUUGCUUACUACCGCCAUGUUUGUUGGUGGGGUCAUCGGCUUUAUUCUGGACAAUACUGUACCAGGGUCGAAAGAAGAACGUGGACUAUUAAAAUGGAGGGAGACUUUAGACUUAAGUCUGGAGAGAAGAAAACCAGUUCAAUAUAACAUGCCUCUAGUUACAAAGUUAUUGAAACGAUUGAAAUGCUGUGCAUAUUUUCCAAUAUCCCCAACAUUCUCAAAAAGUCCACUAAACUGUUGUAAGAAAAGUAGGACUCAAAAGAAGUAUGAUCCUGACAUAGUCCUCACUGACACCAAACCAGUACAACAAAAUGGCAGCAGUGAUCUCUCAGAGAAACUGUAG
This is a messenger RNA of Saccostrea echinata, 1824 nucleotides long. Its product is annotated as solute carrier family 23 member 2-like. Gene Ontology annotation, cellular component: membrane. Gene Ontology annotation, molecular function: transmembrane transporter activity. NCBI's taxonomy places the organism in Eukaryota, Metazoa, Mollusca, Bivalvia, Ostreida, Ostreidae. The coding region runs from base 1 to 1824 and encodes 607 amino acids. Gene Ontology annotation, biological process: transmembrane transport. The transcript has 11 exons. The record is from RefSeq and is a predicted model, not a curated record.